AUGGAUAUUACCAACGCUCAAAAUACAUCUGUUGAAAAUAGUAAAAACCCUUCUUUUGAAGAAAAUGACCCUAAUGUUGUGAACUUAACUAAAAAGUAUCAGAUACAAGAGGAAGAUUUGUAUUCACCUGACGAAGAUGAUAGUGAUUCUGAAGAAUCCAAAACGUUGACGAUUAAGCAUAGCAUCCUUUCUCUUAAGAGAUAUUACGAAUACACUCAUAAAUUUCCUGACCCCAAGUAUAUGUUCGAUCUUAAAGCAAAAGGGCUCACUACUCCUGAAAAAUUCGUUGCAUGGUGGAAUGGGAAUAAUCCUGAUUUUCAAAUUACAGUUGAUUCAAUCGAGGAAUGGACCUAUCGCGAAGAUGAGAACCCCUCCCGCUAUAAUUGUCAUUGGGGAGAGUAUGGAGAUUAG
Acaulospora morrowiae is the source of this 411-nucleotide messenger RNA. The record is from the annotation of a GenBank genome assembly. NCBI's taxonomy places the organism in Eukaryota, Fungi, Glomeromycota, Glomeromycetes, Diversisporales, Acaulosporaceae.